Messenger RNA from Fusarium fujikuroi IMI 58289, 966 nucleotides. RefSeq lists its product as uncharacterized. The transcript has a single exon. The record is from RefSeq and is a predicted model, not a curated record. Lineage: Eukaryota; Fungi; Ascomycota; Sordariomycetes; Hypocreales; Nectriaceae. Bases 1 to 966 code for a protein of 321 amino acids.
AUGCCUAUCACAGAAACCUUCUUCCCCGCAUUCUUGAAAGCUUGUGACGACGAUCCUAACGACAUUCUGGUUAUCCAACUCACGUGUGGAACUUGCCACGAACAGAUGACAUUGGAAGAUGGAGCUGAUCCUCAACUCCGUGCGUUUGCCCUCCGUUGUAUGCACAUCUACUGUAAAGGAUGCAUAGACGCGAUGGUAGCCCAUAGCAAAAACGACGAUGAGUCCCACCAUGCUUGCCCAACGUGCCGUGCGUGUCUGCAUUGUGCAACUUGCCUAGCCCCCUGUGAGAAGGGCAGUCUGAUUCACAGGGACGAAGGAAAGUCAAUUGCGCUUAUAGAAGACAUCCUAAAGCUGCGGCGUAAUCGGUGGUACUGCUUCAAUUGCGAUGCGGAUGUCUUCACAACCUGGCUGCAAAUGUUGAUGAAGAUAUCAAUGGACUGUACUGACGUCGUCAACGAUGGACAGUUUCUGAGAAUCUGCGUCGAAUAUGAAGGUAGGACAUGGGGUGGUCCCCCACCGGACGAUGAGUUGUGGCUCGUCAACCAGGCCCCGUUGCCCAUGGAUCUUGAGGUGCCGAUUAAAAUGAUUGAAAAGGGCCUUCUGAAGGCCCACGGGAUUGCGGUACCUGAUGAUGGCUCAACAGUAUUUAACUAUGAAAUUCGUCUCUAUGAACCGAGAGACAAACAGGAUAUGUUUCUCGUGUGGGAGAGACGCCACAUCGAGAAGAUGGAGCAGGAGAUACGAGACAAUUGGCUUGGGAGCCGAAAGCUCAUGGUCUUGGACCUCGCUUACGACCUGCGCGAUCUUUGGUCUGAUGAGAAUGUUCGUAGAAAAAUGGAAGAGCGAGUAGAGAGUGGGAAAAGGAGUAUGAUGGAUUAUAUAGACGACGUCGAAGAAGCAGCUAGAGACGACGAAGAAGCAGCUGGAGAUGACGAAGAUGAAGAGCCAGAUGUGUACGUGGUUUGA